Molecule: messenger RNA, 1109 nt
Organism: Triticum dicoccoides
Lineage: Eukaryota; Viridiplantae; Streptophyta; Magnoliopsida; Poales; Poaceae
Exons: 2
Coding region: 215-664 (149 amino acids)
Source: RefSeq, a predicted model, not a curated record
GACCAGCGCCAAGUACAUCCAUUGGCCACCCACCCACCCACACACGACCUCCACCCCCACUCCACUCCACGAGUAGCUAGCUAGCCAGCAAGAGAGUCCCAGGGGGCGACCAGCUGCCACUGCUCCUCCCCUAGAGGCACUCAGGCGAGCUAGGCUGCCUGCGGCGGCCUGCCGGUACGCGGGGAGAAGGCCAAGAGGCUCGUGAGGACAAUGCAUGGCAUGUGUUAACAUGUACAACCCGGAGCACCACCAGUCGUCCUUCAUGGCGCCGCGGAUGUCCUUCUCCAGCGACUUCGCGCUGGAGCCGCCGCCCGCGUCGGCGCUGUCGGCGCGCGGGCCCGGGGACGCCGACUUCGAGUUCUCCGUCGGCAGCCGCCCCAUGAUGGCCGCCGACGAGCUCUUCUCAAAGGGCCGCCUCCUGCCGCUCCGGGAGGCCCCGCACGGCCAGCCCGGCCGGCCCACCACGCUGCGCGAGGAGCUGCGCGCCGACGACCGCCACGGCCGCGCGCCCCGCGCGCCCAACAUCCGGUGGAAGGAGCUGCUCGGCUUCAAGAAGGCGAACAAGAAGGCCGCCGACGCCGCAGCCGCCGACGCUGCUGGCGCCGGCACGUCGUCGGCCGAGGCCCAUACGGAUCCAGGAGGCCAAGGCGGCACGAGACAGUGAAGCAGCGAGCUCGCGCUCAUUCAGCAAGCGAAAUGGGGACAUGAUUAGGCGAGUAGUCUGUGAGAUUGGGUGGUGAUUUGAGCUUCCAGCUUUGAUGUCCAUCAUCUGCCCGUUGAGGAUCGAUCGGCAGGCAGCCCAACAUCCACCAGCGCUUCAUUGGAGAAGCAGGCAAACACAAGCUGUAGCUCUGGAGGCCAUGCAUGCGCUCAUGUGCACUUCCUUUUUCUUAAUUUUUGGUGUGGUAAAAGGGGAUUUUUGCUCUUUAGCUAGCUCUUGGGUCUGGUCUGGUCGUCGGCGGGUGGGUGUCAAGGAUGGUUUCGCAUGUCGUAGCAGUAGCGGUCAAAGUAACUCCUCUCUAGUCUCUAGCCUAGAUGUGGCUCUGAAUGUUUUGUAUCGGAAGGGGCCAGUUAAAUGCACUGGUACUAGUAUUUUUUUUCCCCUCUCA